Molecule: messenger RNA, 1032 nt
Organism: Lottia gigantea (owl limpet)
Lineage: Eukaryota; Metazoa; Mollusca; Gastropoda; Lottiidae
Exons: 1
Coding region: 1-1032 (343 amino acids)
Biological process (GO): protein transport
Cellular component (GO): cytoplasm
Source: RefSeq, a predicted model, not a curated record
AUGACCAACGUAGAAGAUCUAACAGUUCAGUUUGUAUAUGAUGAUACCUCAGAGCGUCAGUUUUACCUACCGGGCGACCCCAUGAAAGGGAUAAUUACCAUCUACCUGAAAGGCACAAUUAGAGUACGUGCCAUUGAGUUUCUGGUAACAGGAGUUGGCGCGGUUUCCUGGGAGAUACCUAACAGAAAGAAACUCUUCACGUGCAGAGAAACAUAUCUGGAAGGCGCGAAAAACAUCGUCAAUGAUUUGCAAGGGAGAGAAGUCACUUUAGCUAAAGGAGCCCACGAAUUUCAUUUCACGUAUCAGCUACCCACCAACUUACCAUCAUCAUACAAUGGCGUCUACGGUAGCGUUACGUACACGGCGAAAAUUACACUGGAGUGCGAAAGCGAGCGUGAUAAUAUGCACGUUAGUGAACCGUUUCUGUUUUUGAGGCGACCUCCACUACCCAUGGAGACACUUUCUGUCAAGGAAAUGAAAGACAGUAGAUUUUAUGUGGGAUUCUGUAAAACUGGACAAGUGAAAGUAAACUGUACGUUGAGUCAAACCGGGGGAAUCCCAGGCGAGGAGAUCGCCAUUGAUGCUGACGUCAUGAACUGGAGUCCGAGGGAAAUCCUCGUUAUACAAGCGUCCAUUAUAAUGCAAAGCUGCUAUUACGCACGUGGAGAGAGCAUAACUUUCAGACAGGUUAUCAACAAAAGAGAGGAUCCGUACGACUUUGACAAUAGAAAAGGCAGAAGAUGGCGUAGCGUGUUGAUCGCCAUUCCACCGUAUAUAGCGGACACUGAUUUAAAAUUCUGUAAUCUGAUGGACGUUUGUUACUUCUUUCAAUUCCGAGUGGCUGUGAGCGGCAAGGAGGACAUUAUUCUGGAAUGUCCAAUUCAGGUCGGGGGUAGACCGCACGGUAUGGAAAUGCGUGAGGGUCGAGCGUUUGGACAAUCUAACGUGGACACUAAAGAUAUCAACCCCUUUCUGCGAGACGCUGCCCGAUACGCUGGGGAUAUAGACGAAGGCUACUACCGGAGAAGAUAA